UACGAAGAAGAAGAAGAGAGCCCAACACUCUUGCUUCGCUGACCCACUGCCGCUGGGUCUGUUGCUGCUCGUGUCGACCGUAUUGUCUGAACAGCGCACUGAAAUAUCAUGGACGGCAGAGGCUACGGUUCUGGUUACUCCAGUUGGGGAGGUGGAGGGUCAGGAAGCAGAGGCUCCGGUGGCUUUGACCUGUAUGGCGGAGGUUAUAAGGACUCAAUGUCUGGGCUUGGGGGCUAUGGAGGAGGAGGCAGCGGCAGCGGUGGUGGAGGUGGAGGAGGAGGCGGCGGCGGCGGCGGCCACAUGAAGAGAGGUCUCUCGGGAGCAUCCCUGCUUUCAUCCACAGGCACACAUGCAGAUGCAGUCAUUGCCAAGAUUAACCAGCGCCUGGACAUGCUCACUCAGUUGGAAGGGGGGUUGAAAGGGACUCGGGGUGACAGGUUUGACCAGUACGAGUCAUUCGACUCGCGCACCUCUGCUCUCACCUCCUCCCGAGAUCUCUACAGAUCUGGCGGCGGUAGCUAUGGUUAUGGUGAUGGCCGUGGGGACAAUCUGCUCAUGGGUCAGCGAGGAGGCUCGGGCUUCGGAGGGGGAAUGGGGCUUGGGGGAGGAGGAGGCUUUGACAGCCCCUCCUCUUCCUAUGGAGUCGCUAAAAUGCGACAGAAUAUGAGGGAGCCCUUCACCAGUGGCCAGGGAGGAGGUUCUGGAGGUGGAGGAUGGGCUGGAGCAGGCCGACGUUCCCCCAGAAGGGGUGGAAGUGCCGGGGGUCGAGGAGCUGGAGGAGGGUUUGGAAGCCGCAGGUCUGAUCCCAUACCAUUAGGUGGUGGGAGGGGAAGUGGUAGUGGUGGCCAGUCCCACCACGGCCACUCUCCAGGAGGUGGUAGAGGCAAGCUCCCAUCCCUCCUGUCCAACCGCAUGUACCCUGAGAGUGGGGGCUUCCAUCAGGGUUCCACCCAAGGGCCUCACGACUUUCCUGGGAGGCAUUUUGGAGGUGGCCCACGGGCUGGCCGCCAGCGAGGCCGCAAGAGACCCCUCAACAAACAGGUGAAGCCACAGCGUGAUGUCCAGAAGAAGAGAAAACAGACACCUACUGCAGCCGAUGAGCCAGAGUCGAAGAUAAACAAGACGGAGAGUGCAGGGUCAGAGGCUACCCAAGAACAAACUGAGAAAAAUGGCGACGACAGUGAACCAAAGGCUGCAGCUGAGGAGACAAAACCUGCUGAAGACGGAGAUACAGCUGCACUCAAACAGGAGGAGAAGAAAAAGCCACUGGGCAAGCAGAGCCCAGCCCAAGUUCAGGACAAACAUCCAAAAAUGAGAAAGAGAAGGGGCUUCCUCGAAAGGGUGAUGUUUGCAUGCUCUGUGUGCAAGUUCCGUUCGUUCUACAAGGAGGAGAUGGAAACCCAUCUUGAAAGUCGCUUCCACAAAGACCACUUUAAGUUCCUUUCCAGCCAACUGUCCAAGCCCACUACAGACUUCCUCCAGGAGUAUUUGCAGAACAAGUUUAAGAAGACAGAGCAGAGGGUCGGCCAGUUGGAAAACCACAGUGCUGCAAUCUGCCAGGUGUACAAAGAGCAGGACCUCACCAGGGAUCUUGGGAUGGAGCACUUCAUGCGCAAGGUGGAAGCUGCUCACUGUGCAGCAUGUGACCUCUUCAUUCCCAUGCAGCCCCACCUGAUACAGAAACACGUAAAGUCUCCUGACCACAACUACAACCGUAAGGGUAUGAUGGAGCAGUCCAAGAGGGCCAGUCUGUCAGUUGCUCGUAGCAUCCUUAAUCACAAACUCAUUGGCAAGAAGCUGGAGAGUUACCUCAAGGGUGAAAACCCGUUCAUCGGUAACCAGGAUGACCAGGAUCCAGAGGACUCUAUGGUGAUGGACGUGUCAGAGAUGGAGUUAACCGGCGAGAUAGCAGACGGUCAGACAGAGGCAGCACCGGUCAAAGAUGAGCUGGUGGCAGAAGGAGACACGGGCCAAGAGGCGGUUCAGGGUGAAGCUGCAGCAGCGGAAGAGGAAAAGAUGGAGGAGGAGCUAGGAAUGGGGGGAGAGGAGGAGCAGGGGAACCAGGAAGAGGAGGAAGGUUUUGAGGUUGGAGAGGAGGAGGAGGGUUACGUGGUGCAUGAUGAGAUUGGUGAAGAAGGAUUACAGGGUGACCUGGAAGGAGAGGAGGAGGAUGAAGGAGUGGAGGCAGCAGAAGCUGAGGAGGAAGACAAGACUCAUGAAUGACUUUUGCACCCUGGGUGUGACUUCUCAACCUAAACAUCUGUCUGGACCAGUGACCCCCACUGUCCCUUUCAAUCCCAAUACAUUGUCAGGAUUAUGAAGAAUUAUACAUACAUGCUCCCACCAUUUUUCACUAUCUAAUGACUGAGCUUAUAUAAUGGUUUUUUUGUUGUUGUUAUUGUUUAAGGAACAGGUCCACAUUUUGGGAAAUAUUUUUAUUCACUUUCUUGCUGAGAGUUAAUAAGAUUAGUUACGCUACGUAGCUGUCUUAAGUAUGUCAACCAGCUGUCUUUAGAGGUGUGGGUAGACUUUUUGCCUGCGCUCACUCCAAAAUUAUCACAGACACGAGUUAUAUCAAUCUUCUCAUUUAAUACCGGCAAAGAAAGCCAAUAAGUAUUUCGAAAAAUAUCAGACUAUUCCUCUGAAUACUUUUUUUUGUGCCUUUUGUUAAAAAUAUUCUUAACUUAGAGUCAGUUCUUUAGGAUUUGUUAAGAAGUCAUAAGUAUUGUAAAGUUGUGAUGUCUUUUUUUUUUUUUUUCCUUAUCAGAGUUGACACAACGCCAUAGCAUUCUGUCUAUUGCCUGUAGUCAUGAUGAAUGGAUUAUUUUUUUCCCCCAACGCUGCUGUGACUGAGAUACUGGACUGUGGAUUGUCUGUAGAAUAUGUAUAUGGGUAAGUAUGGGAUAUUCAGAGUGAAUGUCUGUCAUGUCAUCAACAGUUUUGUUUCACUCUUAAGAAAUAAAGUUG
Toxotes jaculatrix (banded archerfish) is the source of this 2967-nucleotide messenger RNA. It is a transcript of the gene akap8l, whose product is annotated as A kinase (PRKA) anchor protein 8-like. The transcript is spliced from 13 exons. Lineage: Eukaryota; Metazoa; Chordata; Actinopteri; Toxotidae. The record is from RefSeq and is a predicted model, not a curated record. Gene Ontology annotation, cellular component: nucleus. The coding region runs from base 109 to 2223 and encodes 704 amino acids. Gene Ontology annotation, molecular function: DNA binding.